CUGGUUUCCAGUUAUUAAAAACUUAGUACUGAGACUUAAAAAAGGGGAACGCCUCAAAACUUGGGGGUGUAAGGGAAAGGAGGGGUAUAUGCAUGAGUAGGUGGUGUUGUGCGUUAUUUGAAUGCAAAUGCAGAGAGAACAAGCCGAGACUGUGUUUGAGAGAGAAACUGGGAAAAGGAGGUGGAGAGUUGUCUUUGGAUUUUAGUUAGACACUGAAUAGACACUUUUGAGACAUUGCUUGCUCAUGUAUGCCCUUAGCAUUUGGCCUUGUAGCUCUCUAUAUAAAUGAAACAUGGACUUUUAUUUGUUUCUCAGAACUGAUGCAGUGAGAUUUACUGUAAUUUAGCUCUAAGAGAAAGAUUUUCAAUCUGUUUCAACCCAUGGGCCAAUUAGCCAUUGACUUUCCCCUGCAUCAUGUCACGCCGGAAACAGAAAAGACCUCAACACUUUUUCAGCCCCAUCCUCAACACUUCGUGGCUACUUCAACAUGAGGAGCAGUUGGCAGUGAAGUCCCUCACCUCUACUCUUGCAAAGAACUCUUCCUGCUCUUUCUCAUACUCAACAACUCGAGGCGGCCAAUCUUCCUUAAACCCAAGCCCACCAGUUGAGAGGCUCACAAAACCUUCUCUGACUAGAGCCAGCCAUCGUGUCUAUCACAUCCCCAGCCAACCCAUACAAUUUCCUUCAAACCUCACAGAGUCUCACCUUUUCCAAAUUUCUGAUAUCCCAUCCCAUUCUACUAAUCAGUGUAUGACUACCAUUGCACCAUCUGUCCUCUGUACCCACAACCACACUCAUUUACCCAUGGCUUCUCCAAAGUUAGGUGUGUCAGCAACCACAACCUCCUCUUCAUCCUCCUCUGCUGCUGCUUCUCUCUGUGUGCCUCCACAUCCUGGAAGCCACAGUUCUGUGCCUCAGGGUCCCCCAAGUCCAGUUACACCCUCUUCCAGCCCAAGCACGGUCCCUUCAGCCCCAGCAUGUGCACCCGUCAGUAUUGCUUUCAUCUUGGAGGAGCUACGUGUGCUGCAGCAGAGGCAAAUUCAUCAGAUGCAGAUGACUGAAGAAAUCUGUAGGCAAGUACUGAGAUUGGGAGGAGGAUCUUGUGAAGUGGAUUCAAAACCAUAUAUACUACCAUCUCUGCCACAGCUCUGUUUAAAAGGUUCUGAUAACAACCCCAGAACCUCCCGACCAAAGUCAUCACCUCCCCCUACCUCUGUGGCUCCUCUUUUGGCCUGUUUCUCAUCCCUGCUACCCCCCCAGACCACCUCUAAGUCCUCCAAACAUGCCCACCCUCUCUUGAAUGUCUUACGCCCCCAUAAAGCACAGUAUGACAGGGGGGUAGUUACUCCAGCAAGCUUCACCAGUCAUACAAGUGCUUUCACAUCUUCAUCAAUGUCUACACCUGCUGCCUCAAACUAUCCACUCACACUUUCUCUUGGCCUUCCAUCCCAAAAAUCAUCCACCAUAGGAGUUAGUGGACACAGUGGUGUGACCUUCCCAAACCAAUCUAUACCAGCAGCUGCUGUCCCUUCAGCCCCCUCACAGGAUCCAAAACUCUCUGCUCAAGGAGGUACGACUGUCUUAUCGUCAGGGCGUAUGCAGCAUGCAUGCCGAUUUUGUCGGAAACUCUUCAGCACUGAUUCAUCCCUCCAAAUACACUUGCGUUCACACACAGGGGAGCGUCCUUACCAGUGUCCUGUAUGUUUCAGUCGAUUCACCACACGAGGGAACCUGAAAGUCCACUUCUUGCGGCAUCGUGAGCAAAACCCUGAACUCUCUUUUUCAUUGUUUCCCUGUUCGCUUUUUGCAUCUGUAACUGGAGGAUCAAUGGGAGGGCCAGCACAAACACAGACCUCCACCAAUGCAAAUGCUACUCAGAGGCAUCAAAAACAGCAAGAGGAUGAUCUGUGUGGCGACAGUCCUGAGGGAACUACUGCCUCAACACGUGCCACAACCUCAUCUCAUCCUCCUAGUAUUGAUUUGGCCCUGCUGACCACUGCACACUCUCUCCUUCAGCUCAAUCGUGCUGCUGCUGCUGCUGCCGCUGCUGCAGCCUCUACAUCCACUACCUCCUCAAUCACAUCCUCAUCACCAUCCUCUCUGGCCUCCACCCUUCUUUCAGCUCCUGCCUCAUCCACCUCCUCCAUUGCUGGGGUGUAUAAAGGAGUCAAACGCUUUGAUGAGAACACCCCACCAAUACCUACUCUGCUCCCCCAUUCUGCUUACUCACAGCUUGCCAAUUUACCCAAAAUCUUCUUCCCAGCAUCUUCCGCUCAGCAUCAUCCAGGCCAUGGGUUUCUCAGGCCAACAACUCCAGCUGGAUCGUUCCUGCCAUCCCCACAACAACACAUCACGUUCCCAUUCACAGCAUCAUCCACUACCCCAUCCAUCUCGACCCCAACCUCGGACACAUCGAAGCUGCAGAGGCUGGUGGAGAAGUUGGAGAAAGAACCACAAGGUCAGUCAAACUGGGUUUCAUCCAUUGGGGAGACUUCUACCAGCGGCCAUAGUGUAGCAGGAGCAUUAAGCUAUAGCAGCAGUGGUUUAAUGAGCACAAGCACAUUCAGUACAAAUGUGGUCACCUCACUUCCAUCAUCUACAAUCCAAAUACCAUCAUCCCUCUUCAGCAAGGAGUCACCCUACCUGGGACUUAUGAAUUCUGCUGGGACACUUGCCCCUAAUCAGUGUAGUGUGUGUCUGCGGGUGCUAAGCUGCCCAAGAGCAUUACGUUUGCACCAGGCUACUCAUUUAGGUGAGCGACCCUUCCCCUGCAAACUAUGUGGUCGUUCCUUCUCAACUAAAGGAAGCCUUCGAGCACACCUUGCCACCCACCGUGCCCGCCCUCCAAACAGUCGCGCCCAGAAUUCUUGCCCCUUAUGCCAGCGGAAAUUUACCAAUGCCCUUGUACUACAACAUCAUAUCCGCAUGCACUUAGGAGGACAGCUACCACCAGAGCACAUGCCAGAUACCUCAACAGAAUGUGAUAUUUUGUCCCAUUCCGAGUCUAUUGAGCUCUCUGCUUCAGAAAUCAGCCCUAGUGCUACAGAUGUUCAGUUACUAGAUGCUGAUCUACAGACAGUUUCGGAUUCUAGACAUACUGAAUCCCUUGCUGUCAGUACUGCUCCUACAGCAUGUCCCAUAACCUCCAGCCUACCUGCUUCACUUAGCUCAGGUUUUGUACCACCUUUAGACCUAACCCCUGACCCAUACCUGAAUCCAACCCCUCAUUCACCUCCAAUAUUCAGAGCUGAUCACCCUGAGCUCUCAAUCACUGUACCUUCUCCAGUGGAAUCUGCAGCCUCCCUUGUCAUUCCUGCCACCCAGUCAGCAUCAGCAACAACUGGUCCUUCUACCACUGAUGAACUAUCUUUUGAAAUUUCCAGCAACACUGCCUUCUUGGAAGAUAAAAAGAUUUCAUGCUCCUCUGCUCUGAAGAAAGCAAGUCCACUAAGAGAUGACUGUGAACAUAGUGAAAAUAUAUGUGUCUCACCUAUUCCUUGCUCUGCAUCCAGAUCAAAUCUGGAGGAUCUUCUUAGUAUACAAGCUCAUAAUGCAUCCAGAGUUCCUCCACCACAUCCAGAAUCAACACCACCUUCUCUCCUUGCGCUGAGAUCUGAGAGUGCGUCUUCUCAUACAGUACGCCUAGAGGAGCCUGACCAAAGCCUUCUCCAAAUAUCCAAAUUAAUCCCCCAAGAGUUCCCUAAGGAAGAAAAGGCGGAAGAUAAAAUUCAUAAAACACCAAAGAAUGGACAAAGAACAACUCCAGAUUUGAGUAUUAAUGCAGAUACGGUAUCAGACACUGUAAACAAGACAAAUGAGGAUGAGACUGUGGAUUGUGACACACGUGUGCGGAAGACCAUAACGGAAGCUCACUGUAGUUCAACUGCAAAGGAUAAAGAGGACCAUAAAGAUAUAACAGGAACUGAAAUGGACCGAACAGAAUCAACUGUAUGCAUAUCACUGACUCCCAGUCUUCCACCUCCAAUGCCAGAAAAAAAAAUAUACCACUGUUCUGAAUGUGGAAAAGAGUAUGCAAGUCGCAGUGGACUUAAGGGACACAUGAAGCACCAUGGAGGAGUUGCCAAGGCACCCCGAGCUCCUGCAAAGACCAAGGGCCCAGAGAGAGUCUUGCAUCAUGAGCGGUCACAAACUCACCACCUUGCAACCUUCCUGCCACCAGGACAUCAGUGAGUUUCUUGAACCAAGCCCUCCGAAAACAUCAGCAAGCAUCAGAGAGCUCUCCACUAGACCCUGUUAAAAAAAAUCAGAAAAAAAGUGUUAAGAUGAAUUUAAUAGCUGACAAAUGGGAAGGAACCUGAAGGAUAUUUUGGACUAUGACUUGACUGAAAAAAAAAA
This is a messenger RNA of Sinocyclocheilus rhinocerous, 4356 nucleotides long. RefSeq names its product sal-like protein 2. Lineage: Eukaryota; Metazoa; Chordata; Actinopteri; Cypriniformes; Cyprinidae. Gene Ontology annotation, biological process: regulation of transcription by RNA polymerase II. Bases 415 to 4191 code for a protein of 1258 amino acids. The transcript is spliced from 3 exons. Gene Ontology annotation, cellular component: nucleus. Gene Ontology annotation, molecular function: RNA polymerase II cis-regulatory region sequence-specific DNA binding; DNA-binding transcription factor activity, RNA polymerase II-specific. The record is from RefSeq and is a predicted model, not a curated record.